Messenger RNA from Fraxinus pennsylvanica, 642 nucleotides. NCBI's taxonomy places the organism in Eukaryota, Viridiplantae, Streptophyta, Magnoliopsida, Lamiales, Oleaceae. The record is from the annotation of a GenBank genome assembly.
AUGGCUUGGUUAACAAGAUUUGUAACAGCACUGACGUUCUUGGCACUCGGGGUAAUUUUUUCGCCGGAAACGUUCGGGUCAAAAUCGGAGGGUCAGCAUCCUCCGAGGCUCACCACUCUCUUGAAGCUGGCCCACCUCCUCUGUUUCUCCACUGCCUGGGGCGCCGCCUUCUGGGUCACUUUCAUCGGCGGCAUCAUCAUGUUCAAGAAUUUGCCGAGGCAUCAAUUUGGGAACUUGCAGAGUAAGAUGUUUCCGGCUUACUUCUCGAUGGUGGGUGUGUGCUGUGCAGUUGCAGUGGGGGCUUUUGGAUACUUGCAUCCUUGGAAAACCUCAGCAGCUGCCGAGAAGUACCAACUGGGAUUCCUUCUCGCUGCAUUUGCUUUCAAUCUCAGCAAUCUCAUCAUCUUUACGCCCAUGACCAUCGAGAUGAUGAAGGAAAGACAUAAGGUAGAGAGAGAAGCGGAAAUUGGGGAUGAAAUUGGAUGGACUAAGAACCAGGAAGUUGCAAAGAAAAAUCCAAAACUUGCUUCCAUGAACAAGAAAUUCGGAAUGAUUCAUGGACUCUCUUCUCUUGCUAAUAUCAUGUCAUUUGGUAGCCUUGCUAUGCAUUCCUGGUACUUAGCAAGUAAGAUCAAUUUGUAG